This is a messenger RNA of Ornithodoros turicata, 6194 nucleotides long. It is a transcript of the gene gig, whose product is annotated as tuberin-like. The record is from RefSeq and is a predicted model, not a curated record. The transcript is spliced from 39 exons. NCBI's taxonomy places the organism in Eukaryota, Metazoa, Arthropoda, Arachnida, Ixodida, Argasidae. Gene Ontology annotation, biological process: negative regulation of TOR signaling; regulation of small GTPase mediated signal transduction; positive regulation of GTPase activity. Gene Ontology annotation, molecular function: GTPase activator activity. The coding region runs from base 418 to 5571 and encodes 1717 amino acids. Gene Ontology annotation, cellular component: cytoplasm; TSC1-TSC2 complex; nucleus.
AGCGGUACGGCUAGCACGCACGAUGCUUUCUGCUAAACGACGAAAUGCGUAAUGUGGCGUGUUGUUUUUCCGAUAGCUGUAAAAACGUCUGCGGUGUCACAGAUCAUUUUGAGUGCUCUUUACUCAGAUUAACAGCCGUGCAGUGUUGCAAAUUCGAUGUAAUUUGUUAAAAUUUAAAUACGGCGUGACACUUUUGCACUCGCUCAAAAUCACGUUUAUACUUGUUUAGGUCCUUUGUUUUUAUUGUACUUGUUUUAAAAGCGGUUGUUCCUGUUGUUUGUGUUCGCAGAGUAUUAUACUUGGCGUCCAGUUUCUUUGUUCGUUCCAUAAUAUGAGUGAGGUGUAUCGCCGAGUCGAUUAAAUUUGAGGGUGAGCAACCGGCUUGUCACACAACUGAUCUGAAGUAAGGAGUACAUCAUGUCGAAGAACAGCAAAGAAAAAGAAAAGCCUCUAGAGAGAAUUAAGUCACUGUUUGGACUGGGCAAAGGAGGAUCAUCGUCGUCGUCUACUUCGUUUGCGAUUCCCAAAAUCGAAGAAUUACCAAUCACUGCAGAGAUUCUUAAGGAUAUCGGGAAAGAGAGCAGCACACAACAUCGCAUGAAAGCAAUCAAAGAUCUCAUAGAUGUCGUCCGUACCAAGCGCUUGGAAAAGAAUGCUCCAAAAACAUUGUACGUCAACACGUGUGACCUAUUAAACCCACGUGCUGGCACGGAAGUGCGCCACCUGGUUCUCGGUUUCUACUGUCAUCUCAUCCAGGGGCAGUACGAUCGACUCGAUGUGUCACGAGCCCACUUCUUCGACCUUAUUGUGGGACUUCAGAGUCCCGAGGACCUGCAAAAGAGGCUGGAUUUGUUCAAAGCCCUCACGGAUAAUGGGAAAAAUGUCAGCAACUUUGAAGUCUCAGCAGCGUUAUUCCUCUUGAAAUGGAUGCCUGACGUUCUCAACGCUGGAAAGGCAACGGAAUUUUUUUCUCUGCUCGUGAACGUAAUCAAGUUCAACUCUGCGUUUCUUGACAAAGACGUCGUUACGGGAAUUGUGCAUUACACGUGCAUCCUGUGUUGUCGAACAAAUUCAGAAAAUAGUGUUAAGCUCGGCCUCGAUGUCCUCGACAGCAUUGUUGGAUAUAGUACCAUAUCAUCCGAUAUCCUCCCACAUCUGGUUCCGACUGUGUGCCGUACGGUGGUGGUCGCUAACCUCUCAGAACCUAGCUAUCGGCUGAUGCACAAUCUCCAAGGAACGCAUCUGGGACACUCUGUCGUGGAGUUCCUCUGCCGGAUCCUGGAAGAUAGGAUCAACUAUAGAGACCACACGCUUCUCAAGGGUGCUAUGUUCUUUCUGGGAGCUGGCCUGUGGGGCUCUAAAGCAGUGGCAACAUUAAAGCACACACCGGCACAUGUCCUGCCAUCCAUUGAGAAGGCCCUGGACAGCAAACAUGCCGCCGUCGCCUAUGAAGCUGCUGUUGCGCUGCACUGGCUAAUGUAUAAUCGACAGGCACUUCUCACUGCUCACGUGUGCAAGUUUCUCCUGGAUGUCCUUGCAAAGCUCGUGUGCUUACCGGAGGUGCAACAUGCUACAAACAGCACACAACAGCUGAGAGACUUAGUUCUCGACCUGGUUGCACAAGCCGAGGCGAUGCACGACAAUGGAUCCUUUCAGGGUCCUGCCGACAAGCUCUUUGACAUUGUGGAAAAGUGUGUACAGUUUGCACCACAGGAAUCGUCUGUGCAACGUCUCAUACAAUAUCAAGCUCACAGAGUUCAGCUUCCCGCACACAACUGGGUCAGCAACUUGUCGCAGCUGGUAGAGCGGUAUUUCCAGGCGGAAACUUGCGGUCUCAUUCGUGAGAAGACUUUGGACGUUCUGUCAUUUGUUCUGAGCACUAACAGACACUUUUACGAGGAGGAGCUGCUAGAGAACGUUAUCCUUCCUCACUUUGGAUCACUGGAUUCAAUUUCUAACCCGGUGAUUGUCACAAAGGCGGUUCAACUCCUCACAGACUUCUUGCAAGACAGCGCGAGUGCACGUAAUGAAGAAGUGCUGGAAAUAGUGGGAAAAGUUCUGAACCAUCCAUCGUGGUCGACAAAGCCAGGAUCAGCCGAAGAGGUCCGAGUGAUCGAGACGACCGCUCAGGGGCUCAUAGAUGUCUUCAAAAAAAAGAUGAGGGUUGGACCUGAGAGCGCCAUUUUAGCCUACAAAUUGCUCACAGACCACUUGCUGCAACAGUACGGGCAACCAGAGCCUGUUGAUGACUUGGCACCUGUGAGGCUUGUGAUACUGAAUUUCUUGCUUUGUAUCCGUCUCGAUGAAGCUUGUCAGCUUGGAAUCAGUGACGAUGAUGGCGUUCAUUUCAGUCCACACCUUCUCCCUUCAACCAGAGAAAGCUUGAGCGAUAAAGCCAGUCAGGUUGCAUCAUCCCCAUCUGCAGGAAGUCCAGUUGUAGAACCAGCUCAGCUCAACGUUGCUUACAUGAACCUGGAAGAUGCAUUCAAGGCAGUGGUUGCAUGUGUCAAGCUGGAACGGGAAUGGACAGUUCUGUCAUCAGUGUUGCAGCAUUUGCCAGGUCUGAUGAAAGAUAGGGGCUUGGUGCUCUGCGGACAGUGCUCCAUAAAGAAGCUCUGCCUUGCCCUGUGUUCUCUUGUGGCCGACAAAGGCAAAAAGGCCUUCGAACAACUUCGUAGAGUCCCACCAGGGGUGGUUUCGUCUGACCUCAUAGUGCUGGUUUUCCCUGUCCUCGGAGUCCUAACUAUCUACCGUGGAGAACUGGACAGCUACGUUGUGAGAAUGUUCAUCAGCAGCCUAGAAGUGGGAUUGGUAUCUAAGUCUGCCUGUACCUGCAUUCGAGCUCUGAUGCUGGCAACACUGGAGAUGCCCGAUGCUAUGUACAAGCUGUUCCCUGAUGUCCUGCAGAAGUUGGCUCAAAUCUCUGCAACAGUGGCUGUUGCUGUGCCGCUUCUUGAGUACCUGUCAAAUGUUAUCAGAAUUCCUCAGCUGUAUGUCAGCUUUGUGGAAGAAGAAUACAGAAAAAUCUUCGCUAUUGCCCUGCCUUAUACAAACCCUGUCAAAUUCAAUCACUUCACUGUUGCGCUUGCUCUGCAUGUUAUUGCAAUGUGGUUUCUCAAGUGUCGUAUCACGUUUCGCAAAGACUUUGUGUCCUAUAUCAUCAAGAACUUGAGAUCAAAUCUGGACCUGCACCCUGAAGACUCUUCCCUGGAUGAGCUGGCACAACGAAAACGAAGUAGCAGUCUCAAUGAUCCUUCCUCUUCCUCUGGACAGCCACGAAGGAUCGAUCCUCGUCACUCAGUAGCGAGCGUAAACUACAGCCCCGGUGCAUCGUCUUCCAGCGACACCGCCCUGCUCCAGGAAGAAUUGCUGGAGAUGUUUGUUGACCUGAUGUCACAGUACUCCUUCGGCAUGUGCUCGUCAAACCCCAAACGGACACCAGCGUCUGAGCACAUGGUGAAGAACGGACGCUCCAUGACGUGGCUGGUGGGUCGGAAACUCGUUACUGUAACGACGAGCGGCUGCGGCAACCGUGCCUUCCGCGUCGGCAUGUGUGAACGCUGCUACCGCACUUGCCGCGACUCUGCAGAAGACGACGACGAUGGCGAGCAACUGGAGAAAGCUCAGCUUCGGCAACACGAAUAUUUGAACGACAAGCAAGGUAGGCGUAGGCAUCAGUCCGACUUUCAAGGAAGAUCUGUGGGACGUGCUGUACCAGGAAGAACCAAAGAUGACCUUAGUCUGCGUGAAGUCACUACGGAGCAGCAGAACAGCACUGCAAACACGGAGCCAGUCCUGCCACCUGCGGGAGAGCCCGGAAAAGUUCUAACGCACGUGUGCAGCUGCUGGUGCAUCGGCUGGGCCGAAAUAUUCGUAAGAAGUGCCACGGGCAAUGUAUCUUGGAUGAUAAGGCUGCAGAACAACAUGUUUUCCAAGACCUGCAAUCCAGACUUUCCACUUCCGGAUCUAACCUCCAUCUUCCAGCACCUUCAACUUGAGGGUGACGAGCCAGAGAGACCUCCAGUCUCGAGGUCAACGUCGCUCGAUUGCGGCCUUAGUGUACAAGAAGAGUCGAGAAGAGAUUCGACGACAUCGCACUCCAGCGAUGGCCUAGAUGGGGAACAAUCUAUCAACUACAGCAGUGCUGAAAACCUUUGCGUCACGAAGCGAUCGGCAUCGCCUCUUCGUCGGACAAACUCCAGUCCAGAGGUGCCGGGGCACUCUGCAUCCUCACCAACUACUCCCGUCGCUGCAGCAACUUCUCCACGAUCUUCGCACGUCAGUAUUGCCACUAUGUUGCCAACUUCGAGCGUAACGUCACGACCCCUGAGCCCAUCCGGCCACCCCGAAGAUGAACAGACGCGACUGUCUGCGCUCAGAAAGUCUCCUCGUAAAGAAGACCGGUAUGAAUCCAUACCCGAGGAGUCUCACUCCACGGCUCGUCUGCGGCCGCUCUCCAAAGCACAUCUGAAGCUCGACUUCUCCCAUACCAAGUUUUCGUCAGCCGCAGGGCCAGCAACUGCCGAAGUUGUCUUACGACCUCGACAGGCACUGAGUCCACCUGCACCCCGUAUGCGGAGUUCAAAUUUGAGAAGUGACGGAGCAUCGACGAAGCUUUCACGUGCCAGUUCAUUCCGAGACAGGGGACACACUGUCUCAGGAAUGAGCCCAGUUGCCCAGCAAGUUGCGCUUCCAAACGUCUCUUACAUAGACAUGUACAGGUGUGGCAUGAACCCAAACUUCGUAUUCCUCCACCUGUACAACAAUGCCUGGUUCAGCAAGCACGCUUCUGAACGCCCCAUUUUACUCCCAGAAUCCUUCGUUGAACGCUCUUUGACUGUGUUCGACUACCUGCCAACAUACGAGACGCACAAGAUUGGAGUCCUUUAUGUCGGACCGGGACAGGCAAAGGACUCGACCGCUAUCUUAUCUAACCACUGCGGGUCUCAGCGUUACACCAAGUUCAUACUCGGACUUGGUCGAACCAUCCGCCUGCGAGAGACUGACCCAAAAAUGACGUACGUCGGUGGCCUCGACUUUCAGGAAUCUGACGGGAACUAUGCAAUCAGCUGGCAGGAUGAUAUCAUGCAAGUUAUUUACCACGUUGCCACCUUGAUGCCAAACAGGGAGAAGGACAAAUUACGUAGCAACAAGAAAAGGCACAUUGGAAAUGACCUCGUCAUAAUCGUUUACAAUGAGAGUGGUCAAGAGUAUAGCCUCAACACUAUGGGAGAGUUCGCAAAUGCUUGCGUCAUCAUUGAACCUCGAGGUUUUGCAGUUAAUAUUGUUUCUUUAAAAGGAAAGCCAGAAGUAAUGGAGCUGUUGAAGCACAGUGAUGCUCAAAUUGUACCGGACAACAGUUUGUCUUUGUAUGUCAGACAGCUGGCUCUACAUGCCAAUAUUGCUGCCACAAUAGUGCACAAGGCCAAUUCAAAGCACGUCUAUGUGAACAACUGGCACGAACGUUUGCGUCACAUUAAACGUAUUCACGAGAGGUUAACGGCCGGAAAGGGCGAUGGUGACCGGUCGUCAGAAAUGAACAUGGCGGAAGACUUUAUGGCCUAUAUGUGAGUGACAGGUGCUGUUAGAUUGGACACAGCUUGGCUCUCUGGGGGAUUUGGAUGCUUUUUGUCUAUGAAACCAUCUCUAGCACCAGCCCAUGGAUGAGCCUGUAAAUUAAUUCCGGUAUAGAAAUUGCUUUUUUUACGAGCUUUUUAGGAACUGUGUUUCAACGCAAGUGCAAGGCAGGACGUGAUGUAUCAUACAACUGGAAUAAGUUGGAAUACAGUUGGAGUAAGUCAAAUAUUUAUAAAAGUAACGAAGUAAAGUUUUACAAAAUACGCUAAUGCUGUACAGAAGUGGUUGUUCCCCCGAAAAUAUGUUUGUGCCUCCUUAAAUUUGAAAAUACAAAUACAUGACUAUAAUGGUCAACUACAGUUAUUGCUGGGGGCCACAAAAUAAUGGAUCAAAAUUUGAAAUCAUCUAGUCAAUGAAAUUAUAAAUGAGAGUUGAGAUGUCAGAGUGCAUGUGUUUGGAAGCACAUACCUGCACAAAGUGUGUUUGUUACAUAUGAAAUGGAUGUUAGCAGGUGAAGUGUGCAUAUAUGAUGACAUGCCCCAAAUGUUCUUGUCAUUCGUGGUGAAACUGUACAGAUAGCUUUUGAAAGUGUAUAAUAAAGUGACCUGUAAAGAAUA